Lampris incognitus (smalleye Pacific opah) is the source of this 1941-nucleotide messenger RNA. RefSeq names its product claudin 7b (gene cldn7b). The record is from RefSeq and is a predicted model, not a curated record. Gene Ontology annotation, cellular component: bicellular tight junction; plasma membrane. Lineage: Eukaryota; Metazoa; Chordata; Actinopteri; Lampriformes; Lampridae. Bases 267 to 896 code for a protein of 209 amino acids. Gene Ontology annotation, molecular function: structural molecule activity. The transcript is spliced from 4 exons. Gene Ontology annotation, biological process: bicellular tight junction assembly; cell adhesion.
GAGCAGGUGCGCGAGGUGUAGUUUUCGAGUCUGCACGCGCAAAGCAGAGCGAUAUCUGUCGAGUUAUUCGUUUAGAGGAGAAAAGGGGGAACGACCACUUCACAAAAAGCAAUCAACUACAACCGAGCGUCUUUGGGAAACACACCGAAGCCGGGAGACAUUUUGCGGGGAGGAGGAUUACACCUGCGCGCAAGUGGACAACACUUUUCUUCUUCUUCUCCUUUUUUUUUUUACUUUGCACAAGUCCAACUCUUCAAGGACCCGAGAUGGCCAACGCCGGUUUGCAGAUUUUGGGGUUUGCCCUGUCGCUGCUGGGUUUAAUUGGAUUAAUAAUUGGCACAAUUUUGCCCCAGUGGAAGAUGUCCGCGUACGUCGGAGACAACAUCAUCACGGCGGUGGCCAUGUAUCAGGGACUGUGGAUGUCGUGCGCAUUCCAGAGCACAGGCCAGAUCCAGUGCAAAGUUUACGACUCCAUUCUACAGCUCGACGGUGCCCUGCAGGCAACACGCGCCCUCAUGAUUGUAAGCAUCAUUGUGACAGUGGCCGGCCUGGGUGCAGCCUCCAUGGGAAUGAAGUGCACCAACUGUGGGGGAGAUGACAAGACACGCAAGUCCCGCAUUGCCAUGGCUGGUGGUGUUAUCCUUUUGAUUGGAUCUCUCUGUGCCAUAAUUGCCUGCGGUUGGUUCACCCACAACAUCGUCAAAGACUUCUACAACCCCUUCACACCUGUUAAUACCAAAUAUGAGUUUGGUUCAGCCAUCUUCAUUGCCUGGGCAGGAGCAUUCUUGGAUGUAUUUGGGGGCUGUAUGCUUGCAGCAUCCUGCCCAGGGCGCAAACCUACACCCAAGUACCCCAUCUCCAACCGACCCCCCAGCAGUACCAAGGAAUAUGUUUGAGCAGGAUUGUGCACUUCAUCUCCAACCAACACCCCCCCCCUCCCAGCAGUACCAAGGAAUAUGUUUGAGCAGGAUUGCGCCCGGGGUCUAGACAUUGAAGGAUUUUAAAAAAUAUCUGUCAGUCCAGCUCAAAGGCGCAGAUUGUUCAGGGAAGGUUUAUCGAAGUGGGUGGUCUGUGUAUUUUUAUUUUGUACUUUUAUUUUUAAAAUCGUCACUAUCUGCUAUUUUAACAAGCAUUACAUUCUGAACGCCAGCUCAUGUUUACUUCUAAGGUUGAUCGGAUCGAGUGUGUCCUCACCAAAUGGUGUGCCUUGUAUGCUGAUUUUACCACUGUUGAGGUAUGCUAAAUUAUAUCUUAGCUGGCCAAUUUUACCAAUAUUUUUAAAGAAAAUUUUGUUUUGCAUGUUAAGCACUUAUUGAAAUAAAUUAGAAAACUGCUUAAAUGCAAAUUAAACAAAACUACCAAUAUUCUCGAGUGACGUCCUGUAACCAAGGUAAGCCAGUCACAAAAACGUACCACCUGGCAGGCUUUGGGCUUGAGACUUUAAGCAUGGUUCAGUUGCAAUUGCCACAUACUGUGUUAUAUGCCAAAAGUAGGUUUGGUAUACUUUUGGCAUUGGUAUGUACUGAAUGAAAAUUGCAUGUGGUAAGGGAAAAAUACCAUCCAUCACCCCAUGUAAGCAUAGACCAGAAGCGUACUGUGUAUAUACACGUGUUAUUGUAGUGAAUUUAAUGUCUUUUUAACUUGUGCCUCAUUUGUAUAAACAAGAUAUGACCAUGCUGAGUUACAUUCUAAGGUGUUUUCUUUGAAUCAGUUUUCUGAGCUGACUGAUUGCUUGUUAACGUGCACAAACAGAAACACUUGGUACUCACCAAUAACUCGGAUUGCCAAAGGUUUUUUUUUCCCCUCUGAUCUGCUGCGUGGCAGAAGUGGUCAGACAGUUGUGACCCAAUAGUCUCUUAACUAGUGUGUGCCUGAGUGGACUUUUAAACAUUUGUUUGUGAUUUGAGAAAUUUAUAAUGAACAUAAAAUAAAAUUUUAAAA